Molecule: messenger RNA, 1929 nt
Organism: Ziziphus jujuba (common jujube)
Lineage: Eukaryota; Viridiplantae; Streptophyta; Magnoliopsida; Rosales; Rhamnaceae
Product: O-fucosyltransferase 1-like
Exons: 9
Coding region: 212-1783 (523 amino acids)
Cellular component (GO): endosome; trans-Golgi network; cytoplasm
Source: RefSeq, a predicted model, not a curated record
UUACCAUGAAAACAGAACCAUCUGGUUGUGGCGAUUACUAAAAAUGUUGCUGAAAAAGCAAUUACUGAAUUUCGACUAAUUUGGCAGAGACACACAGAUUGGUAGAGAGAGAAAGAGAGAGCGAGAGAGAGAGAGACAGCUUGUUGCAGUUAAAGAAGACCUCCAUAGCUGAAGUUGAAGCCCCAUCGCUAACUCUUCAUAUUCCUAAACAAUGGGGAGUAAAUCGAAGCUCCAUCGCCGGCCGCGGCACCACGACCGGCCGGGGCUCCAUGACCAGGAGCAUAGGAAGGUUGGACCAGCAACAGGAGGAGUGAAGGGAUUGAUAGGGUGCUUGUCCAUCGCUGCUGUUGUCCUUUUGAGCUGCACGGCUACUUUGCUUCUUACGUCCACCAGCAAUGGCGGUGCUCGAUCUGCCGACCGUACCCUGCUCAAUAUAGAAGAAUUUUGGAAUAGUGCUGAUUCUGGUGGUUGGAUACCAUUAUCAGCUCCACGCUCUGAAUGGCCUGCUCCACCUAGUGAGACUAGUGGUUAUCUUCAAGUACGCUGUAAUGGUGGUUUCAGUCAACAACGCAUUGCAAUAUGUAAUGCGGUUUUAGCUGCACGAAUCAUGAAUGCCACCCUUGUGCUGCCAGAGUUGGAUGCAAACUCCUUUUGGCAUGAUAAUAGUGGUUUCCACGGUAUCUAUGAUGUUGAGCACUUUAUCAAAGUGCUGAGGUAUGAUGUACAUAUUGUGGAAAGCCUACCAGAAUUUCGCAAAAAUGGAAUGACUAAAAAGAUAAAAGCUUUGCAGAUUAAUCCCCCUAGAGAUGCUCCUGUUAGUUGGUAUACUACUGUUGCUCUAGAGAAAAUGAUACAGCAUGGUGCUAUCUACCUCACUCCCUUUUCACAUCAUUUGUCAGAAGAAGUUGACAACCCUGAGUACCAAAGGCUAAGGUGCAGGGUUAAUUAUCAUGCUUUAAGAUUUAAGCCAGAGAUUAUGAGUUUAAGUCAAUCAAUAGUUGAUAAGCUCCGUACACAAGGCCGCUUCAUGUCUAUACAUCUUCGGUUUGAGAUUGAUAUGCUGGCGUUUGCUGGGUGCUUCGACAUUUUCACCCCUGCACAGCAAAAGAUAUUAAAGAAAUAUCAAGAAGAAAAUUUUGAACCAAAAAAGCUAGUUUAUAAUGACAGGCGGGCCAUUGGGAAAUGUCCCUUAACUCCUGAAGAGGUUGGCCUUCUUUUACGUGCAAUGGGGUUUGACAGUUCUGCCAGGAUAUACCUAGCAGCUGGUGAAUUAUUUGGUGGUGAGAAAUUCAUGAGACCAUUUCGAUCUCUGUUCCCAUACGUUGAGAACCAUAGCUCUGUGGAUCCCUUUGAAGACCUUGCAGGAAACAUCAGAGGAUUGUUAGGACCCGCUGUGGAUUACAUGGUCUGUCUGCUCUCUGAUAUUUUUAUGCCUACUUAUGAUGGCCCCAGCAACUUUGCCAAUAAUCUUCUUGGACACCGCUUGUACCACGGCUUCCUUACUACACUGAGACCUGACAGAAAGGGUCUUGCUCCAAUCUUCAUUGAUCGGGAAAAAGGAAAGACGGCGGGUUUUGAAGAAGCUGUUAGGCAAGUCAUGCGCAAAGCAGACUUUGGUGGACCUCACAGACGGAUCUCACCUGAGUCAUUCUAUACAAAUUCUUGGCCGGAGUGUUUCUGUCAACUGUCACCACAGAAUCCUGCUGAUAAAUGUCCAGUUAAUGUCUUAGAGAUUUUGACUGGUGAUCUAGAUUCCUCAGACCCAUCAGAACAGGAUCUGUAACAGAAAUAUGAGAAAUUUGGCCUCAGAAUUAGGGUUAUUGUUUUUACCAACAUACUAGUGAACCAUUAUAUGUCAGACUGAUCAGACACAUACUAUGUUCCACAUUGCUCUCUCUCUGUCUCUCUAUUGGAAUCCUGGCUUCUUUC